This is a messenger RNA of Gadus chalcogrammus (walleye pollock), 1336 nucleotides long. Its product is annotated as 3-keto-steroid reductase/17-beta-hydroxysteroid dehydrogenase 7-like. Gene Ontology annotation, cellular component: endoplasmic reticulum membrane. The transcript is spliced from 9 exons. Bases 149 to 1153 code for a protein of 334 amino acids. Gene Ontology annotation, molecular function: 5-alpha-androstane-3-beta,17-beta-diol dehydrogenase (NADP+) activity; 3-beta-hydroxysteroid 3-dehydrogenase (NADP+) activity; estradiol 17-beta-dehydrogenase [NAD(P)+] activity. Gene Ontology annotation, biological process: cholesterol biosynthetic process. The record is from RefSeq and is a predicted model, not a curated record. NCBI's taxonomy places the organism in Eukaryota, Metazoa, Chordata, Actinopteri, Gadiformes, Gadidae.
GCUGUUCUACGGCAGAGUCGGAUCAUACGGGGGCUGUACAAACCAUCCCUGGGACUACGUACAAUCCGAGUGUAUUUCAUUGCUUGUGGCGACAAGGCGUUUAUAUUCAUAGCUUUAGAUCAAAAACUACUGUCUACAACUUUACAUUAUGGAUAAAGUUGUCCUUGUCACUGGCGCAAACAGCGGCAUCGGCCUGGCCCUGUGCGAACGGCUGCUGAGCCAGGACAGCGGGGUCCGCUUGUGUUUAGCCUGUCGGAACUCGGGCCGGGCGGAGGCGGCCCGGUCGGCCCUGUUGACCUCUCACCCCGGCGCCCGCGUCGACCUGCUGGACCUCGACGUCGGCUCCGUGCGCUCGGUCCUCCGCGCAGCCCAAGAGGUCAAGGCCAGGUACCCUCGCCUUGAUCACCUGUACCUGAAUGCAGGCAUCAUGCCCAAUCCACAUGUGGACAUCAAAGCCUUUUUCAAGGGACUGUUCUCCAGUAAGGCCAUCCAGAUGUUCUCCACGGCCGAGGGUCUUCUGACGCAGCAGGACCGCCCCACCGCGGACGGGCUGCAGGAAGUGUUCACCACCAACCUGUUCGGUCACUUCCUGCUGGUCCGGGAGCUGGAGGUCCUGCUGUGCGGGGCGGGGCGUCCCUCCCAGGUGGUGUGGACCUCGUCCAGCAACGCACUGCGCUCGGCCUUCAGCCUGGAGGACCUGCAGCACGCCACCGGCACCGAGCCCUACAGCUCCUCCAAGUACGCCUCGGACCUGCUCAGCCUGGCUCUGAACCGGCACCACAACGCACAGGGUCUGUUCUCCUCGGUGAUCUGCCCCGGUCUGGUGAUGACCAACCUGACGUACGGCAUCCUGCCCUCCUUCUUCUGGACGCUCCUCAUGCCCAUCAUGUGGUUUAUCCGUAUCUUCACCAACACGUUAACAUUAACACCCUACAAUGGAGCAGAAGCCCUGAACUGGCUGUUUCUGCAAAAGCCUGAGUCGUUGGACGCAAGGGCCAAGUAUCACAGCAUGACGUCUGGCCUGGGGAACAACUACACCCAGCCCCGACAGAUGGACGUCGAUGAGGAAACCUCUGAGGCCUUGUACGGGAAGCUCCUGGAGCUGGAGAAGGUAAUGAGGAGGCGGAUCAGGGAGGGACCCGACCGGCUGUAGGCCCCGGGAGACGCUCUCCGCAGUACCUGUGGCCUGUGGGCGGAGCCAUAUCUGGGUGACCCCAAACACCGAGCUCUACCCGCUGCAGCCCACCAAUCCCAGGGGGGUCGUUGUGUGUCAGUUCAUUUAUUUAAAUAAAUGACUGAUUGGUGAAAUCCCUUCAACUGAAUUUAUGUCUCCAUU